UAGGGGCCUCCUUUCGAGCCUCUUGGGGGCCUCGUGGGGCCUCUCUCUCCCAGGCGCGCGCGCGUUACUCCUUGCCGGGGGGUCCGAGCCACCCGCCGCGCUGCCGCACGCGACCCUUGCGGCUCAAGCACCAAUUCUGUAACUGGAGUCCUCCAAGCCUCGGGGGAGCCCAAACCCGAGGCGAAGUGAGACUCGUUCGGCUCCCGCUGGCCUGCCUCCUCCCACCUGCCAGGGUUGCUCGCCAUCCGAUCCGACCCCCGAACUUCGAGUCCGAGUCCGAGCCCGCUCCGCGAGCUCCAGCGGCGCGAUCCCAGCCCGAGUCCUUGCGAAUCGAAGUUGAGGCAAAGAAGGAGGAAGCGGAGGAGGAGGAAGAGCGGAAGGAAAAGGUGGAGGAGGAUGGGGAAAAGGAGGAGGAGGACGACGACGAAUGGGGGUGGUAAGGAGCAAAACGAGUCUCAGCUUCCUUUGCGGUUUGAGAUACCCUGGGCAGCGACCUUGCCACCCACCGCACGGCUCGCCCUGGCGGGCCGCCCAGACGGGGCGCCCCCGCGCGCAACAGCCAACACACCGAUGAUGCCCCGCUGCCUCGUCUCGACGGCCUGCCUGACCCUCUCCCUGUGCGCGUCACGAGCCCUGAAGUUCGGCGACGGCCCACACGAUCCCAGGUCGGUCAUCGAGGUGGAGCUGUACCACGUCGCCUUUGGGAAGAACAAGGCGUCAAGCGCCGAGGUCGCGGAGUGGGCACAGAGGCACGCGAAGCAGCUGGAGGUCGAGGUGCAGGACGCCAUCGACGCCCGGCCCGGCGCCCCCGCUUGGCGGCCCGGCGCCCCCCGCGGGCCCGCCGUCGCGAGCUUGGCGGAGCUGAGGCCCUCCCAGACCCGCGCGGGCGGCGGCGAGGAGGCGGUCCUCCGCUUCGACGUGUCGGGCAUGGCGGCGGAGGCCAUGGGGGCGGACCUCCGGGCCGAGAUCGAAAGGGUCAUCGCGGAGCACGUCUCGAGCUGCAAGGGGGCCGUCAUGCAGCAGCCCACCUACAAGUCGCUGCAGCCCUCACCGUCGGCGUUCCAGGGCGGGGAGGCCUCCAUCGAGCGCACGGGGGCGCCCUCUGGCAAGGCCGUCCCCGGCGGCGGCGACGAGAUCGAGAGGAAGAGGCGCGCGAGGAGGGAUGAUGCCGCGUCUGGUUUUGGCGACCCUCACCUCACCAACAUGCACGGGGAGCACUUCGACCUCUACAAGCAGGGCGUCUGGGGACACAGACCGUACACUGACGCUGAUCCUAACCAAGCCACUUCCUGGGCCCAGGUGUGGUCUAUGCCCACCCCCGUGCCCAGGACGGGAUCUUGGGCAACCACCACGGUUCUGUGCAGGCGGGUGUACGGUUGGCGUCCUCCCCAAGGGGUCCACACGCUCAUCGAGGUCCCCCGGCGGGCGCGCCCAGAGGACGUGCUGCUGCGCGUCGACGCCGACGCCCUCCGCCUCGGCGCCGCGUGCGAGGACCUGUAUUUCGAAGUCGUGAACAUUACGGGCCGCUGGACGCGCCUGGACGGCGGCCUCCAGUUCUUCGCCCAGAGCGGCGCCGACAACAGGAGUUGGACGCAGUUCGGCGAGGUGUACCUUAAGGUGGUCAGGGGGCACACCGCCAGCGGCAUCGUGUACCUCAACGUCUUCGUCAAGCGCCUGGGCCGCGUCAGCUACCCCGUCGGCGGCCUCCUCGGCGAGGACGACCACAUGGCCGCGGCCACCCCUGGGCCCGAGUGUUCCAGGGCUGGCGACGUAGACCUCCAAGCCGGAGCCCACGCCGAUGGGCCGACGGCGGGGUCGAUCGCGGAGGCUGACGUCGAAGGAUGAGCGGCCAUCCUGGGGGCAGGCGGCCGCCGCGGAGCGAAAGCCUGGCUGAUCUGGCUGAAUUGAGCUGAUCUGUCGCACCGCGUCUCGCGGGGUUG
This is a messenger RNA of Prorocentrum cordatum, 1940 nucleotides long. NCBI's taxonomy places the organism in Eukaryota, Dinophyceae, Prorocentrales, Prorocentraceae. The record is from the annotation of a GenBank genome assembly.